Molecule: messenger RNA, 13862 nt
Organism: Dromaius novaehollandiae (emu)
Lineage: Eukaryota; Metazoa; Chordata; Aves; Casuariiformes; Dromaiidae
Gene: SLC9A7
Product: solute carrier family 9 member A7
Exons: 17
Coding region: 123-2237 (704 amino acids)
Biological process (GO): potassium ion transmembrane transport; proton transmembrane transport; regulation of intracellular pH
Cellular component (GO): recycling endosome; plasma membrane
Molecular function (GO): sodium:proton antiporter activity; potassium:proton antiporter activity
Source: RefSeq, a predicted model, not a curated record
CUCCGCUGGGGCUGCGCCUUUAAGCGACCGGGGGAGGCGGUGCCGCGCGGGGGCGGGUUCUUGCGCAGAGGGGCCGUUCGCUCCCUGCCGGGUGGGCAGGGGAGCCGCGGGUGGUCGCAGCCAUGGGUCUGCCCGUGCGCCGCCGACUGCCGGCGCUGUCGCUCCUCUUGCUGCUGGGAGCCGGCGGGCUGCGGGCGGCGGAGCGGAGCAGCAGCGCCAUGGAGGAGAUCGCCACGGAGAAGGAGGCGGAGGAGAGCCACCGUCAGGACAGCGUGAGCCUCCUCACCUUCAUCCUGCUCCUCACCCUCACCAUCCUCACCAUCUGGCUCUUCAAGCACCGCCGCGUCCGCUUCCUCCACGAGACCGGCCUGGCCAUGAUCUACGGACUCAUUGUUGGGGUAAUCUUGAGAUAUGGGACUCCUUCUACCAGUGGCCAUGAUAAACCAUUCAGCUGCUCACAGGAGAACCGGCCAUUCACAACCCUGCUGGUCAAUGUCAGUGGAAAGUUUUUUGAAUAUACCCUCAAAGGGGAAAUAAGCCCUGGAAAGAUCCACAAUGUGGAACAAAAUGACAUGUUGCGAAAGGUAACAUUUGACCCAGAAGUUUUUUUCAACAUUCUGUUGCCUCCUAUUAUUUUUCAUGCCGGGUAUAGCCUGAAGAAGAGACACUUUUUCAGGAAUUUGGGCUCCAUUCUGGCUUAUGCCUUUUUAGGAACAGCAGUCUCUUGUUUUAUCAUUGGGAAUCUCAUGUAUGGUGUUGUGAAAUUAAUGAAGUUGGUGGGACAGCUGUCUGAUAAAUUCUACUAUACAGACUGCCUCCUUUUUGGAGCGAUAAUAUCUGCCACUGAUCCAGUUACCGUGCUAGCAAUAUUUAAUGAGCUGCAUGCUGAUGUCGAUCUCUAUGCCCUUCUGUUUGGGGAGAGUGUGUUGAAUGAUGCCGUUGCCAUUGUAUUAUCUUCAUCUAUAGUUGCCUACCAGCCAACAGGUGAAAAUACCCAUGCUUUUGAUGCAGCAGCAUUUUUCAAAUCAGUUGGUGUUUUCCUGGGAAUAUUCAGUGGUUCUUUCAUGAUGGGAGCAGUGACAGGAGUUGUGACAGCUCUGGUGACCAAGUUUACCAAGUUGCACUGCUUCCCCCUGCUGGAAACAGCUCUCUUCUUCUUGAUGUCCUGGAGCACUUUCUUGCUAGCAGAAGCUUGUGGAUUUACUGGGGUAGUAGCUGUCCUCUUCUGUGGAAUUACCCAGGCACAUUAUACAUACAAUAACUUGUCAAUUGAAUCAAGAAGUCGCACCAAACAGCUCUUUGAGGUAUUGCACUUCCUGGCCGAGAACUUCAUAUUUUCGUAUAUGGGUUUGGCACUGUUUACUUUCCAGAAACACAUAUUCAGCCCAAUUUUCAUCAUCGGAGCUUUUGUUGCAAUCUUCCUGGGCAGAGCUGCACACAUCUACCCACUCUCCUUCUUAUUGAAUUUGGGCAGAAGGCAUAAGAUCAGCUGGAACUUUCAGCACAUGAUGAUGUUUUCAGGUCUCCGGGGAGCCAUGGCAUUUGCUCUGGCCAUACGAGAUACUGCUACUUACUCGCAUCAAAUGAUGUUCUCAACAACUCUCCUUAUCGUCUUUUUCACUGUCUGGAUUGUCGGUGGAGGCACAACUCCCAUGCUCUUAUGGCUGAACAUCAGAGUUGGUGACCAUGUUCCAUCGGCAGAAGAGAUGAAUGAAAGCCGCUGGCUGUAUUUCAGAGUUGGAGUUGACCCAGAUCAGGAUCCUCCACCUACUAAUGACAGCUUUCAAGUCUUACAAGGAGAUGGCCCAGAUUCUGAAAGAAGGAACAGGACAAAGCAGGAAAGUGCUUGGCUCUUCAGGCUAUGGUAUAGCUUUGACCAUAAUUAUUUAAAGCCAAUUCUCACUCACAGUGGCCCUCCAUUAACCACAACUCUGCCGAGCUGGUGUGGUCUGAUAGCCCGCUGUCUGACAAGUCCUCAGGUUUAUGAUAAUCAAGAACAACUUAGAGAAGAGGAUUCUGAUUUUAUUCUAAAUGAUGGUGACCUUACUGUGACGUACGGGGAUACAACAAUAACUGCUAAUGGUUCUUCUGGCCCCCAUACAGCUACUACUAGCCUUGACGGCAGGAGAACAAAAAGUAGUUCAGAGGAAGCACUGGAACAUGAUCUGGGAGCAGCAGAUCAUGAAGUUACAAGCAGGGGCACCCGGCUAGUAUUUCCUCUGGAAGACAAUGCAUGAUUACUGACUCAGUAAAAACAACUCUUGCUCUGUGGACGGAUCAAGGAAGACUGCAGGCCACUGUGUCACUUGAGGUGGGGAUGUUUAGUUAAACAAGUUAACACAUUUAAGUGGUUUUACUAUGGUCUGAAGAUGUCAAACUUGACCUGUUUUUUUUACUCGAGAUACUGACAGUGGGGUUUUCUAAAUGUCUUGAAAAUAGACAAAUGAGGAAACUGGUCAUUCCCCUCUCUCAAACCACAUAUUGAAUCUAAGUACACCAAGCAUGCUGCAAUUGUCUUGUUCAGCUGCAGCAGCAGCGGUGCUCUCUAGAAAGAGGUAUGUGAAAACAUUGUCAUAGACCUGAGCUUGUCUUGGUUUAGCUUGGGAAUGCAGGAGAAGAAAUAUAAACAAGAUGAUUAUUAUGAGAUAAAAGGGGAUGUAUGUGAAUUAUCUGAGUGUGGAGAGAUCCACUGUUAAUUUCUCUAGUGAGCUUGAGGAAACUAGACAUAAAAUGGGACAGUAUGCUUUAGGACUACAGAGGCAUGAAUGCAACACUGUGGGGAAUUUGUUACUACAAGCUGUACUUAAUGUAUUUCAGGGAAAAAAAGGGAAAAUAGAUUUCUUCACUGGCCAUGUGUUUAGAUAGGAAGGCAAUGAGAGCUGUUUGUCCCUUUAACUUCAGACAAUCUGACUAUUACCAUUAGCCUAACUUAUAGUGCCUCAAAAGAAAAGCAUCUGACAUCUUGUGGUCUAAUACUUACCUGACCUGACACAAGCCUGCAGCCAGGCUGUUUUGGGUAGAAAUAAUGAAGUAAAACUUUCCCUCCCCUAAGGCUGUUAAAAAGCAGAUGGAGACAGUUGGAAACCUGUCUUGGGCUUGGGAAAACAGCUGACGAUAAUUAUUUAAAAAAACAGAGAGAGAGAGAGAGAGAGAGAGAGAGAGAAGCAGUAUUGAACUUGCAUGAAACCAUGAGGUUUCAUAUUUCUCAGAAGUAUCCAUAGACUCUGCUUACAGUUUUUGCGUGAUAAACAGAAAACAUUUAAUUAAAAGGACAAACAAAUACUACUGUCUUUACCAUUUGUGAUUAUUUUAAAAGAAAGGUGUUUAUUCUUGUCCUCUUUGGCAGAGUAGAUGUGAAACUUCAGUGGGGCAUUGCACAAGAAUAUUUAAGCUGCAGAAAUGACAAACUGUAGUAUCAUCUGAAAUGUGAAAAGGGAAAAAUCUUUGCCUAGUAUUUAGCCCACUUAUAUGUGGGCUAGCUUUAACUUGUUGCUAAAUGCUUUCUAAUUUCCAAAUCAGGAGAUAUCAUUGUCUUUGCCAAUAGCUGAAAACUGUUACACUUUGACUAGCGUUCAGCUAUUUAAAGCAUGCUAAAAUGUGAUUUCAUUCUCAUGUCUCAAAAGGUUUUUUAACAGUUUUGUGGCCCACUAAUGUGAUGUAAUACCAGUUUGUCUAAAGUGUGUUUUUCUUGCUGCCGUUUCAGUUGUUCCUCUCAUAAAACUGUGUGUGAGUAAAUAUCCACUCUGUUUUUCCUUAACUAUUAAAUGUAAUAAUGAGAACUUCAAUAUCACAACUUACUGCUGCAGAGAAAUAUUGCUGUCAUAUUGUCUAGUUUGCUUUCUUUCAAAUGUAUUUUCUAAUGACAGUGAUCUACCUCCUUGUCUGUCCCUCCAAGGUAACGUUUUAAAGGAUAUUGAUCUGUAAUGACUGUCUAACAUAUUAUAAACAGACACCAAGAGAUUAGGAGCUUUGCUUUUUUUUUCUUUCUUUUUUUUUCUUUCUGGUGGAAAACCAGGAUGAGCAAUGUGGUCUGAGCUCUGUUCUUAAAUAGCAAAGAGUAGCAAACACUCAUGAAAAUCCUGGAACAGAACAACUCCUUUUCUGUUCUCCUGUGGCUCCAAGAAUGGCAAAGCAGAUAGCAGUGAUGCACACUCUAUUUAUACUGUUACCAAGGCUUGACUUUUUUUUUUUUUUUUUUUUAAGUGCUGGCAGUUCAAAAAAUAGCUUCCUCCUAAAUUAUGAAAACAAUUGCAUUUGUUUUGGACAAUUCUAACUCUUUGGAACCUAUUCCUGUCCAUGCUGAAUGAGGACUUAGGACAUCUAGAACAAUGAAUGUGAGCUAUUAGCUAAGUCGUAUGAACCACCUUUUUUUGGUUUGAGACCGUGGAACGUAUCCAAGAUAAAUGGACUUAAUGCAGCGAGGCAAACCUUCCCAUGCAGCGUGAGGCUGAAACUUACUGAAUCGCUUUGGCAGCGAAACAAGAGCCUUCUGCACAGCUACAGAUCUGUCUGUUCUUUGAAGGAAAGAUCACGUACGUGUUCUGGAAGCAGAAAUUGUUUCAUUAGCUUCCUCAGGAAGACUAAGCCUUUUGGUAGCAUCAGAAACCAUCCCAGUACAGAUGCUUCUCCAUAUGCGUUCAUAAUUCCUCUAGUGGGGAUAUAAGAUUGAAUGGAAUUCACCAGUAAGCCUGGAAAGGGGUUGUGAAAGAACAGCUAAAGUUGACAUCAGCCAUUGGCAAGAGGUGAGGAAUGUAAUAUUCUAACUUCAUAUUCAAAAAUUACUUGUAAUGCUUGUCCAGCAAUCUGAGAGGCCCAUAAACACAAGUAUCAUUUUCAUUCAUAUUUUAAAAUAAUGAAUUUCAUUCAUUGUUUUUAAUCUGUUUUCAUUUUAAAUCUUCCAAAUUGGACUUUACUGUGAACUAAAGGUAAACAUUAGCCGCCUUCCUGCUGACAGUGAUCUUUAUACAAAAUUCCUGAAAAAAGAAAAAAAAAAUCUGUACUGAAACACUGUAAAUUCACUAACUAGUGCUCUUUGAUAGAUCCUUUUUUGCAUAUAUCAGUUUCAAAGAACAGUUUACUGCUUUUAAUUCCUUUCCAAUAAGAUCCUGUGAUGAUGAGGCUGGAACCUGACCUAACCAUACAGCAGACGUAUUUCUUCUAACUUGGAGUUUUUGCAUAGAAAACACAGCUUAAAUUUGCAAUGAGCAGCAAAAAAAAUAAUAAAUAUCAGUAUCCCUUUCAAAUGAAAAGAAAAGUUGUAAGAUAAGGGUCUUAAUUGAAAAAAAUACUGCUAUACUAGCCUAGGUUUUUACAGCUUACAUGGUUGUCCCUCAUAUUUGGGACUGAGUGACUUCUACUUUUAGUUCUUUGCUUAUUACUUCAUGAACUUACUGCUGAAAAACUGCACCUGAAGUGGCCAAGGAAUGUACUUAUUUAUUGAAGAGUAACACUUGUGUCUGGAGAUUGGCCAGAUGAAGUUUCUAGUUGUGUUUCAGUACCUCAUAAAAGCUAAUACUGACAGUGAAGCAAGACUGUUUUGCAGUUGCUUGAAAUCCUGUACAAACAAGGCUUUCUAAUUUAAUUGUGAGUGUUAAAGGCCACAGCAGUACACAAGCAAUGCACUAACAUCAUAUUUAAACAGACAAAGAACUUAUCUAUACCUUGCUGUGUAUCCAUCUCUAAUGUUUUGGGAGAAAAUUAGAAAUGUCUUUCAUUUACAGAAUUUGGAAGGAUGUGAGAAUUAUCUGGAAAACCUUGGCUUUUUGUGCUUUGUGUGCUAGUUAUCUUUUGAGAGUAAGAAAUGAGCAUGUUUUGAGUCACCUGUGCAAUACUGCACAACUUUUGUGCAAGUGACAGUUGAAUCUCUUAACUUCUGCAGGAUUGUGGGCCUUUAAAUACCAACCUUUAUCAGUGAAAGUUGAAUAGCUAUUACAGGAUUCAGCAACUAUCAAGAAAGAUACAGGAGCAGUCUCAUUAUAAAGGCACAGGCAUAACACCAGGUUUCUGGGGUGCUGUGCAUGAGAGGUGUUCAAAGCACAGCUUCCACUGACUCCAGCAGUAGCUCUGAGUAUGCUGAUCUCAAACCAUCAAGUUAUCAGAAAGGAGGAACAUUGACAAGUGUGCUUAUGCUACGCAGUUCAGUGCUAUGCAGAGAUAUCUGACUUUUUUUAAAGCAGGGAACAAUAUAAACUAUCUACUCUGAAAAAAUACAGAGACUGAGCAAGAGCGAAGUAUCAAAGACCUAAUACUUGACCAAAGUUGGCGCUGUUUCAAAGAUAUGAGCUUUUUGGCCUAUGAAAGUGCCAAAAAAAAUUACUAUUUUUUUGAAUCUGAAGGAAUUCCCUUUUGGAAAAGGAUUGCAGAAAUUUAAAUGGAGAAAAAAGAAUCUAAACUUCUUUGGCUGAUCUUCCAAAGAACUGAUCAGAGGCAAAUACAUAGUAAUGGUUAAAAUGAUGGCUAAUACUAAAAUGAUAGCUACUACCACUUUUACACAGGGCUAGGGGAAUGCCUUCUAGUAGGAAACUGCCUAGCAACCUUAGCAGAUAGCAUGAGCAGUUUAUCCUGUGAUUUUAACUGUUACAAUCAGAAAGACUAUUUGUACACAGGAGUUGAAAGCUUGGUCUUCCUGUAUAAUUUUAACUUAAUUUGAACUGCAUUCUCUCUUCAGACAGAAAUUUCUUAACUGUAAUUCUGAAGGGUGAAACACUAGCCACUAAUAUCCUUCACAUGCCUUUCAAAGUAAGGUUCAGUGUUUCUUUUAGCUCUGUGUGAAGUAGUGCACAGGAAUAACAUGUUUGACCUCAGUCUUGGCAGACAUGGUCUCUGCUUCUGCAUGAGUGUGGGAAUGGAAUUUGAGUACUCUUUAAGUUUUAACUUCACAUGCUUUUCUUUAAGAUGGAGGUUAGGGGAUAACCUUUGCAGGGAACAACUAGAGCACUUACAGAUGCAUCAGCAGGGAGUAUUCCUCUCAAAUACUGAACUCAAGACUUAUAAGCAAGGGAGGAUAAACCUUCACCAGGAGGCCCAGAAUAUCCAGCAGGAAAGAAGGCAGCAAAUACCCAAACUGGCUGCAUACUGUCUUGGUCACAAUUAGAAAGUAAGAGCAGAUCAGUAGCGUGAACAUGCUCCUAAGAGAAAAACAUGUCAAAAAAGUUUUUCAAAUGUCCCUAUAUUGAAAAAUGCUGUCCUUGUAAGAAGGCGCUUAUGCAAACCUUAUUUGCAGUGUAGUAGGAGGGUCUGUCUUCUCAAGUUUGGGGAGGAGAGCUUCUCACUGCACAGUGAGAAACCACGGAUACCUCUUGGCCUGGAAAUUUUUGGAGUGCCCUUCUGAAAAAUAAAGUUCCAGUAGAAAUAUGCCUGCAAAGUGAAAGAGAAGGAAAGUUUGGAGGAAGUAAUGAAUUACAGAGCCAAAAAAUGGCUUAAGCAGGCAGCUUUACUGUGGGAACAGUGUUGUAAACAAUGAUGCUACUCUUAAUCUUGCAGUCUUAAACUCUGGGAAGUUUUGUGAACUUCUGCAGACCUUUUCCUACGAUAAGGGUAAUGGGUAUUGCAAAAGUAAUUAGAAUUUUCCCCCAUCCUAAUUUUAUGACAAAAUAGAAGGCUUUAACAGGGAAACAAUAGUCCAGAGCAUGGAAAGUGACAUUGAACAAUUUUUUUUUUUUUUAAUAAUCUCACUCCACUACUACACUUUCUUGAAUCAGAAAAGCCUUUUGUCAAUUUGAAUGUAGUUCUAGGGUAACAGUAGUCUGGCAAAUACCAAAGUGUAUUUCAACAUGUGCGUAUGCACAAAUGUGAUAUAAAUGUAGGGCAAUCAUAUUUGAAUCUGUUACACAGACAAAUGAAAUUCCAUAUGUUACUUUGAUACUUUAAUUUAUGCAAGUUUUUGCUGUGGAACUUAGCUGUGAUGGAUAAAGUGAUUAAAUGCUAGAAUCAGUUCAGAUUUUUCAGAAAAUAAAAUGACCUAUCCAGUUUAGAUGCUUUAUCCAAUACACCAUUAUCUUAUGCUACUUUUUUUAAUCAUGAACUAUUAUGCACCGCUCAACAUGGACUUGUAGACUUCCAAAAUACCAUUGGGUUUGCAGUUUUAUCUAUAGACUGAAAGUGAAUGGGGGAUGCAUAAUUAUACUAUGUGAAUUCUUAUAGUAGAGGCACAACUCAUAAUUGUUUAGACUAGAAUAAAGGAUUUCCUGUCCUGCCCACACUGUCUACGUCAGGGACCUUGAUGGCAUAGAGAAGUGUCAGCAGGGAGGGAGAGAAGCACUGUCCUUUCAAAUAGCUAGCUAUACGGGCUGGGUAAAGCUCGUGCCUCUCCCAGGCUCGCAUACUGUUAGCACAGAGCCAGGAUGGAAAGAUUUAUAUUGGUGCAUGUAAAUGAGUAGCAAUCUUCAUUCUGGAAGAAUUUAGAAGUUUGGGUUAGUUCUAACUUUUAUUGACAUAAUGCUUUUUAAUUAUUAUUUUUAUUAAAACCUCAAGUUUCUUGCAUUUUUUAACCUUUGACAGCUUGAAAGCAUCCCAUGUAAAUACAUUUGAUAGGCAUUUAAGGAAGAGAGAGGGGGAAAAAAAGGCAGAAUAAUCAGACUUCAUCAUCUUUGUGCCUGAGCACAAUGACAGAACUAUGCUAGAGCGCUAUCUGAUGCACAUUCACCUAAUUAGAUAGAAAUAAUUGGAAAUACUACACUUGUUGGUCACUUCAUGGUUAUUGGAAAAAAGCAGACUUGAUUUCCCUCAGAGAAAGUGAUGCGCACCUUAAAGGGUUUUUGCUGCAAUAUUAAAAAUAAAUCCAGUUUAUUUCUCAUAGCCUAAAGUAUUUUAACUAGUAGAGUCUCUGAAAGUGUUAUUGCAGAGGCAGGGAGAAGUAGGUCAUGCAGUUCCAUAUUAAAACAUAUUCUUGAAAUUUAUUUCCAGAUUUUAGUUUAGGCAAGGAGGCUAUCAUCCACUUUCUGAUUUUAAAUUUCAGUCCUAAAUUGCAUGACUGAAUGUUUUAAUAUUGACAUGUUUUAAUACCAGAAAGCAGAAUACCAGAAGACAUUCUUCUAGAUCAUAAGAUAUACAAGUCAUAAUAAUUGUGAAAUCCCAGCUUCUGGCACAAGGGGUCAUUUAAGGUGAGAGUUUUAGUCUGAUUUUAGUUUGGCCUAUCAGAAGUGCAGAAAGCGAUAUGGCCCUUGGCUGGCUUCAGUGGAGCAGGGAAAAUGUAAACCAUCUAAGAAUGUUCCAAAUUUGCUUUUUUCUUCUUCCCUUUAAGGGAAAUCGGCUUCCGUGAAUUGCAUUUACAGCUAUAGGAUGCAGUGUUCCUGGUGUUCUGUGUAUUAGUCCUGAUGUAUUCAUAAUGCACAAAAGCAGAAGCAGUAUUUUAUCUGAUUUUUUUAUCAGUCUACCAUUCUCAGAACUCUUAAGCUGUUGUGAUUUAAGAUAGCAUAUCAGUAAGGUUGUAGGAGGUGUUUUAAGGUUACCUCAAACAUAAAAAUGCACUAGAUAUCCAGAGUACACAGUGCUGUCCAGAAUAAGACUGCUACAGUAGGUGUUUUGUCCAAACAUUUUUGUAACUUCUGUUUCCUUGUUACCAAAGCACCUAAAACUUGUCUCAUAUGAUAGGUUCAAGCUGGGGGUGGGAGAAGUGCUUUACUGGGGAGGGCCAUACUGUAUUAAGUCGUAUCCUUCCUUGAGAUAGUGUUUACCUCUUGUGUGGGAGAAAUUUGGUGUUGCUGAUUUGUUCCUCCCCUUUCCCCACCAUGCUGAAGUAAUUACGGUAGGCAGGGCUUCAGUAAAACUGGAACAUAACAGUCUCGCUAGUGAAACAUCAUCUUCAUGGUGCUGACAGCACAGCAACAAUCUUUCUGAUAGUUGCAGUUUAAGCUGUGAGAAUUUAGGAAGGACGAUAACUUUGCAGUUUCAGAGUUUGGUUUUUUGGUUUUAGCUUAUUAGUGCAGUUAUAAAACUCAGGUGCUCUGAACCUCUAGUUCAGAAGCUCAGUAUUUUAGUGACAUUAAAUAGCAAUGGAUUAUUGUUUAACCAAGAAAAUGGAUGGGGAAGAGAGCAAAAUCUUAAUACUGGGCUUUCUGCCCCUGAUUUAUGUAUGUAUUUAAAUAAACAUUCAACUGUGUGGACAGACAUUGCUGUAAUUUCACCUGUUAAGGCCUCAUCCACUCAUUCCUUUCUAAAGAUAUGAAAUCCAAGUGCUGCAUGGAGCUUCUGCUCUGUUAACGAAAUGUUUCAGGAGAGGUAUGACCAUAAAGAUAACUAUUCUAUGUCAGCAAAGUACUGUCUUUACAUUUCUUAUAUAAUAUUAACUUAUUUUGCAUAGAACUUGUAGUCAUUGAGAAGCAGGCACAGUAUUACUGACUUCUGUAGAGUUCACUGUUUUGCAUGGGGUUAUCCCAUUAGCUGAACUUAAAGAACAAAUAAUACAAUCAUGUUCGUUAUCUGUACCCAAGUCAGAAAUGUAUCGUAUCUUCUUACUUGAUCAGUAGUAGUGCAAAACUUACUGUGGCUUGACACACACAUAUAUAAAUUCUUUAUUACAGUAUUUCAGCUCAGACAUGAGAAGGGCUGAUAAUGGCAGGUCAAGCUAGCCUCAAGGCAAAACUAGCAACUUAUCUUACAGUAUAGGAUUUGGAUUCCCAUCCUUAAAAUGGGAUUAAUAUGAUUCCCACAUGGGAGGACCUAACAAUUGCUCUGAUACCCUUUUAUUUUAGGAAGGGCUGCAAGCUACAACUAUAAGCUCUUACAAAUCCUAAGAGCUACAAAUACACUUCUCACUUCUGUACCAGGCAAAUAGCGAAAAAGUAUUAUAUUCAGGUAUAAAAUGUAGACCUGUGUCAAUGUGGCUGUGAUAGAGAGGAGUUAUAACAUGUAAAUCUACUAGUUGUUAGUGAAUGUGAAUGACAAAUGAAUGACCAUGCAGACAAAGGAGCUCUUGACAGUAAACUUGAUUUUUCCAAUAAGCUAUUUGAAAAUUUUUCCCCAAGAACUCCUAGCUCAUGUUAUCUUAGUUCUUUAAGAGAACAAAUCCAUCUGAAUUAAUAACUGACCAUUUAUUCUUGGUUGUUUUUUAGCUUUUUACCAGUUUUCACAAUGGAAAGAAGUUGCUAGCAAUGUCAUCCAGAGGUUUGUGCUGCUGGAUCUGGAGAAGGGAGUGAGCAGGAAGACGAAAAAUGUGUGGGAGUUUCAGUUAUUCAGGAUUAUGAAACCUAAGGUUGACUGAAAAAUGUGGAGUAGUGCUUAGUGAAAAGCACCCUAAAUUACACAUAUGUGAUGGCUUCUUAAUAGCGGUUUCUCUUUAAGAAAGAGCUUAAAACCAUUCUGAUUAGUUUCCAGAAAAUACCAGGAAUGGCUAAAAAAGAAACAAUGUUGGGAAAUGAAGUAUAAGUUUAAAUUGAAAACCUUAUGCUGCUCUAUAAGUCCACCACACGUCCCUACAUCCCAUGUAGCUUUGGUCAUCUUUGAGAGGACAUAAACCAAAAAGGCACAGAGCAGGACAAAAAGGUAGCCAGAAAGACGGUGCAAUUUCCAUGUGAUGAGUAAAUACCUGGGUUGUUUCAGCUUGGUAAAAGAGAUGGCAAAGGAAGAACUGAUACAGUUUUGUAAAACUACAAAUGGUAUGUAAGCAAAGGGCAACAGGGAAUGAUGAUUCACCCCUUACUAAAGCAAAAGUGAGGUAACCUGUUGGUGGUAACCAGCAGUUCAAAUGCAAAGGCAAUAUUUUUAUGCUACACAAACUGUAUUGCUGUCACAGGCUGUGUGUUCAAAAGCAUAUGAACAGUUUCAAAAUUCAGCACUUCUGAAAGACCAAAUGCACUGAUAGCCGUUAAACACAAUCUGAAUGCAGCCUCUGCCUUAGGCAGUCCCUGAGUAACUGAAAAGUUGGGGGAAGGGCAACCACACAGCCUACUGCUUUUACUCUUCCCAAAACAUGUACUACUAGCCUAAGUCAAGGGCUGGGACAAAAGCUGCUUGUUCGGUACUGUUCAAAGCUGUAAGGUAUCAGUUGCUCUGACUACCUGUUUGGUGAGAUGGUUGAAAUGAAACCUUAUGAGUAUGAUAUUGCUUGACACUCUAAUUUUCCUUAGUUAUGCAUUUUACAGCAAAAUCACACUUGUUUCAGGGAAAUUGAGUAUUUUUUGUUACUGUAGUGACCAGUUAGUUCUGUAAUUACUUUUCAGCUUAAAGAAAACUGGAACCCACAACUCCAGAUAAUUGUUUUCCUUGCACCUUCAGUUUUUGCCAUGAGACUGCUUAAGAAAUUUGUGCUUCUUGGUAGUGUAAGAGACAAUGGAUUUAGCUUUACCAAAUCAUUGGCAAGGCUUUUGUUAACAUAAUCAUGGUCCUGUUAUGGCCAAUAUGGCCUUUCUUUUAGCAGAGACAGCCUUCCCUCUUCCCAUUGACACAAUCUGAGGGUUUCCUGUACUUUGUGUGAAGUGAGUCACUUCAGUAGCUUUUGAAGGUAGUAUGAACUGGAGUCUGCAAAUCCAGGCAUGUAAUAUUACAGUUCCAGUCAAAGGAGAUGAAACCUAUUUUAUGCUAUUUUUGUUGCCUCAUUUCCUUGAAGAAGAGUAGCUGAAAGCAGUGUUUCCAGUCAUUAGAGUUGCUGCAUUUUGACUGUACUUCUUGUCCAUCUCAGUCAACAAAUGAGAUUUAAAGUGACUGGAAAAUGUUUUAGAAAGAAGUAGUUCUUGAUCCUUUACAGCUGUAAAGUUUGGCUGAGGUGCACAGGUGCUCUACAUCUGGGAGUGUAAACUUCACUUAGCAGUUCACUAUCUCAUUGUGCAAAGCAGGUCGCUGACAAGGUAGUGCAGUUCCCUCUUUGUUUUGAGAGAGAGCAAACCCAUCCCUUUCACUGAAGUUGAUCUGACAGUCAAGAAGGGAAGCUCUGCAGUAAAUCUGAAAGUAAGAAAUGUAUUGGGGUUUCUGUAAUAAGCAGGGUUUAGCAUUUGUGAGAACACUUGAAAGCUUGUAAUCAGGUAAGUUAUGCAGUGCAGAUCUGUUAUUUAAUGAAAAGGGAGGCACUUUGAUAAUAUUAUCAAAGUUAUCUUGGAAAAUGAAGACCUAAGAAAAUUACAGCUACUUCCUGCCUACAACUACAGUGUCCCUUUAUUCGGGAAGCCUAAGAAUUGAUGCUUUUAAUGUUACUUUCAACUUUUUAUAUUCCGUCCAAAUAAACCAUCCUUCUGCUGUGCUUUCGUAAUACAUUUUUCCUCAAAGAUUUGGGAGCUUCCUUCUCUCAAGUUCUCUCUGACUAAAAAAACUUUUAAGGGUACUCAGAUAAUAAACUUUCAGUAUGCUGACAUCGGCUGAAUACUUGAACAAGAUCAAACAAGGGUGGAGGAGAAGUAAUGGUAUGAAAUGGUGAUUCAAAUUAAACUCUAAUAAAAAGCUACAGAAGUUCUGCGCACAAUGUCAGGCUUUCUUUUUCCCAGGCAUCCUAUGUAUUAUUGUAAUCAAUAAAGUAUGUUUAAAUGUUUAAUCAAAUAACUUAGCUUCUGCAAGAUAACAUAGGUGUUUUAGACUCUGAAUUCAGUGUUUUGAAAGAAACUGUAUUUUGUUAAUCAUUUACCUCAUUUUCCCUAAUGAAGAGUGGAUCACAAAGUAAUAACAGUUUAUUCCUGCUAUACUAAUCCAUGCACCAAGACAAAGUGGUUUCUACAAUGCACUUGAAGUAACAUGAGCCAUGUGUUUUUGAAGAUAAGAACAAAAAGUUUUCUUUAAAAAGAAAAAGUGUAAAAUUUCAGCUCUCACUCAAAUUUGUUUAGUGUAAUGCUUGAAACUGUGACUUUUCCCAAAUACACUGUUUAAGUGUUCUGAGCCAUCUGAAUAAUGAAAUAAAAUUAUCAAAUCCAUCUCUAUUAAAAAACCUUAAACAAAAACAA